This is a messenger RNA of Perkinsus marinus ATCC 50983, 174 nucleotides long. RefSeq lists its product as hypothetical. The transcript has a single exon. The record is from RefSeq and is a predicted model, not a curated record. The annotation marks the transcript as partial. Lineage: Eukaryota; Perkinsozoa; Perkinsida; Perkinsidae.
GUGGUUGUACUCGUUUUGCCCAAGGAGCAACGAAUCUCUGUAUCGGCCACGGUGGGGGCAGGCGGUGCCAGUUCCCAGGUUGCCCUAGGUCAGCAGUAGGCCGCAGUAACAAGUGUGUUACUCAUGGUGGAGGACGUCGCUGCGAAUUCACUGGUUGUUCGAAGAGUGCCAGAG